Molecule: messenger RNA, 1215 nt
Organism: Alternaria postmessia
Lineage: Eukaryota; Fungi; Ascomycota; Dothideomycetes; Pleosporales; Pleosporaceae
Exons: 4
Coding region: 1-1215 (404 amino acids)
Source: RefSeq, a predicted model, not a curated record
AUGGCUGUCCCAAACAGAGGGCCUGAGCUGCUCGCAGUCAACAUCGCCUUCACCACCACUGCGAUCCUGGCUUGUGCAUUGAGGAUAUUUGUUCGUGUCAAAAUGGUCAAGGCAUUUGGCCGAGAUGACUGGUUAAUGGUCUUCGCAACACUCUUCUUCAUCUCUUACUCAACUUCGUCUUGCAUCGGUAUACACUAUGGAACCGGACGCCACCACCACGAUCUGUCUACCGACGGCAUACAGAAGGCAAGGCAUGCCUGGUAUUUUUGCUAUCUGUUCUACUCCGUAGCCAUGAUAUGCGCGAAGAUUUCUAUCGGGUUCCUUCUCCUACGGAUUAGUAUUCGUAAAAUCCAUACAUGGAUCAUCUGGAGUGCAAUGUGUGUCUCGGUCAUCGCUGGAGGCGCCUUUUUCUUCGUUUGUCUGUUCCAGUGCUACCCGGUUUCUUACAUGUGGGAUCGCACUUCGCAACAAGGAAAGUGCGUUGACAACACUGUCAUCUCCGCGCUUGGCUAUGUCUACAGUGUGUUCAGCAUCAUCACCGACUUCACCUUCGCGAUUAUUCCUGGCUUCUUGGUAUGGCAUUUGCAGUUGAAGAGGAGGACUAAGGUCGCUUUGAUUCCUUUGAUCACCAUGGGCUGCAUUGCGAGUGCGGCGGUCAUCGCGCGAUUGCCAUUCAUCCACUACUUCAACGCACCUGACUUCCUGUGGUCGACGACUGAUAUCGCUAUCUGGUCAUCGGUUGAACAAGGCCUUGCUAUCACAGCUGGUAGCCUUGCGACUCUCCGCCCACUCUUCUUCAUUGCCAUGCACAAACUUGGACUCUCUACGCGCCCAUCUGGCGCAUAUCGACCUUCCGCAUACGGCAUGUCUGCCCCUUUACCCGGUAACGCCGCCCCCGCUUCCAAAGCCGACAAACUCCGGCCCGACAUGUACAAACUCUCAGCCACUGUGCAAACACGCACUUCCGACGACGAAAUAACGCGAGAUGCAUCCUUCCCGAAAUCGCCUAACUGGUUCGGUGGCACCGGCGCUCCUCCCAAUUCAAAGAAGAGCACGCGCGUCGACAAUUCAGACAACGAUAGUCAAAGGAGUUUGAGGAUCAAGAGCUCAAGGAGCAGUGAGGAGGAUAAUUUCCAGAACGGCAUCUUGGUGUCAAAGUCAUUCUACAUUACGGAUGAAGAGAGGGGAUCGGUUCUGUCUGCACCAUACAGAUGA